AUGAUAGAUAGAUUUCCCGUGGAGAUUCAAGUGAGAAUACUUAGGUUAGUCCCAGAAAGUGCCUUGAAACAAACCAGCUCUCAUUUCUAUCUAUUGUAUAAUGACUUGUUCUAUGAUAAGCUAAUACGAACGUUCGGAGAUGAUGUGGUCCAUAUUUUGUCCAAAGUAUACCCCCAACUCAGAGAAUACAUAAUAUCACUAGAUUCAUUCAGAUUAGUUUCACGACAAGCAAUUUCCUCACGUUUGAACUUGAUUGAUCACGGAGACAUACGACAUCCAAAUCCCGAACAGUUAAUCGAAUCCAUGUAUGUCAAAGACUCUUGGCGAUACAUCUUUUCCCUUCUUAAAAAUAAGAGGCUUUAUGCCGAAUAUUCAGACUAUAAAAUCGAUGAGCCAACAAACUACAUUUACAACCAUUAUGUGGAAAUCAACAGAACAUACCUUCUCUCUUAUACAAAAGACAUCUGGUUGGCACCUGGAAUGUACAAUCUUAAUAUAGGCCUAGUCAUCAAGCAUGGCACGGGGUUAGGCACGACAAAGUUCGAAGUUGAGUACCAGACAACAGGUGGAGCAAUUGAGGUUCAAACCUUUUACCCACCGACUAACAUUAAUGAAAUAUUGCCGAAGAACCAGUUUUGCUUCUUGAAAAUAGGCGAAUUCCACUUACCUCAAGUUAGACAUAAAUUAAACGGACGCAACUGUCCAAGUCAUAAUAACCGCUUGUUCAAGGUGAAGUUAAUUAUGGAAGAGAUUGGCCUUUAUUUGAAGUCAGGAUUCAGCAUAUUCUAUAUUGAUAUUUCCCAACCAUCAACACUUUUAAAUGAAUAUGAUCUCCUAUUCUAUUCCUGCCAGGAAACAGAUUAUAAGUAUUAUAUCAAUUUUCCCCUCAAGAAUUUUUACAAAGUUCUUAACUAUGUCCAAAAUCCAAGUGAAGAGGAUGGCAUCAGCGAAUAUGAAUCAUAUGGCAAAGGAAACCCUGACAAUAUCUUAUCGACGUUAGAUAAUGACUUUAUUGAUACUCCGAGAGAUGAGUCGGAUUCAGACCAUCAACUCUUGGACUAUUCAUCUUUUUUCUAUCUAAACAAGUCUAAUCACAGAACCUAUAGGUUCAACACUGUUUAUCAAAAACGCCAAUUCAUCAAUAGAUUUGGCAAUUUCGAUCCGAUUGAUAGUGAGCCGAACACAUGCUCUUAUGAUAAGGAAGAUUUGAAGUGGAGGAUUCCGAUUUUAGGAGAAUUAUAG
This is a messenger RNA of Clavispora lusitaniae ATCC 42720, 1242 nucleotides long. RefSeq lists its product as uncharacterized. The record is from RefSeq and is a predicted model, not a curated record. Lineage: Eukaryota; Fungi; Ascomycota; Pichiomycetes; Serinales; Metschnikowiaceae.